AUGACCUGGAUCCCUCCCUGGCUCAGGUGGUGGAGGCAAGGAAGCAAACCGCAGGUCGGUUUGGGGUCUAACCCGCCAGCAUCAUCUUAUCUCCCACAAUCUGAGGCUGGACCUCAAAAUGUCUCAAGAGCACACGGGGCCCUUCCUCUCGUUGGGACAACCGUCGACGACGCAGAGCCAAAGGAAUCCUCUAGAGCUGUGGACAAGAGCAUGGAAAAUUUAGAACUUGCAAAAGAUGCAACGCUGGAAAGGAGUGAAUCCUUAGGAAACCCAGCUGAAGUUCCGGGGCAAGUGUCUCUGCUGCACAGCGAUGACGCCCCCGGACAGCUCAGUGAACCCCAAGGCUCGACAACUCGAAUUCCACCAUCAGACAGUGAACAUGAACCUCAUGUCGGAGCAUCGGAAGCCACCGCUCGGUUUCAGGCUUUGCUUAGUGAAUGGAGGCAACUUGAUCAUAAUUUGGAUUCCUUCACUGGUCGUCUCAUAACAGCUGACGAUCUCAGGCGGGAAGCAGUUCGAAGGGGGGGCAUUGUCAUUGGUGAGGUCGAGGAUAUACUAGCUUCUACAGAGGGUGAUGCCCUGCGGAGACUCAGAGACACUCUACUUGGAUUCAACCAAGUCCAGACGAAACUGCAAGAGGUGGAUCAAAAAUUGAUUCAGCAAGGCGAUCAGAUUGGCCACCAGGCUGAAAGGAUCUUUGGCCGAACAGCGGAGACUUCGUUCCAAGUUCUGAAUGACCAAGGAGUCGUUGUGCAAUCCCGUGAAAGUUCUACAGAGGAUUCAAUCCUUUCUACGGACGACAUUCGACUCGACCAAACCUCCGAGGCCCGACGUUAUCUCUCUAAAAAGGGCGACGUGGAUGCGCUGCGGGAUAUACUGGUAAACCUGCACGCGGAGCGGAUCAUGUUGUCAGAAGCGAACGAACAGCCGGAUGUUAUUGAAGAACUGGAGACGAGGCACAAGGAAGUGUUGGCAGAACUGAGGCGAGCUGAAGAGGAGUUGGCCACGCUUUACGCCGAACUGCCAGAGAGGAAUGGGAGCAUUUCCAAAGACCAACUUUGUCCGCCUUCAGAAAUGGAGCAGAAAAUCGCUAGCCAGAGCGAUAUCGAUCACGAGGAAACGGGCAGCGGAUUAGGGUCUCCGCCUCAAUCGGGGAUUCAAGGGAUCAGCCUGUCCCAGAUCCUAGAAAGCACGACAAAUGACAACUCGAUUCGAUCGACGGCCCUCGUCAAUGCAUAUCUCAACUAUCAGUUGCAGCAGUCUCCCCGGGAGCAGCAAAGCCUCUCCGAGGCAGAUGAAGUUGCUGAGCAAGAAGGUGGUCAAGCUCAGGAAAAGGAUUCGAACAAUCUUCACCUCGACGGAUAAUUUGAUGAGAAGGGAUCAAAAAGUCCCGGUCAAGGGGCAUUCCCAGCCAAGACUCUCCCAUGGGGACCAUAUCAACCGAGGCCACAACAAGACAGUUUGCAUCUUCAGGGCUGAAAGGGGAGGUAUCGAACAUCGAGAUCCGGGUGGUCUGUUCAGCCGAAGGCAACACGUCUGACGGCGCAUGACCACUCAGGUGACACAGGUGUGACUGGUUGCCCUUUCGAUCUUCGCCACGAAUAUGUCGGAUUCUGGACUGUUUCAGAAUGCUGUCACUGUUGUCAUGCAAAUAAGGGAUUCUCGG
This is a messenger RNA of Cladophialophora immunda, 1666 nucleotides long. RefSeq lists its product as uncharacterized. The coding region runs from base 1 to 1365 and encodes 454 amino acids. The record is from RefSeq and is a predicted model, not a curated record. The transcript is spliced from 2 exons. NCBI's taxonomy places the organism in Eukaryota, Fungi, Ascomycota, Eurotiomycetes, Chaetothyriales, Herpotrichiellaceae.